Loxodonta africana (African savanna elephant) is the source of this 429-nucleotide messenger RNA. RefSeq names its product thioredoxin-like protein 4A. Gene Ontology annotation, biological process: mRNA splicing, via spliceosome. Bases 1 to 429 code for a protein of 142 amino acids. Lineage: Eukaryota; Metazoa; Chordata; Mammalia; Proboscidea; Elephantidae. The record is from RefSeq and is a predicted model, not a curated record. The transcript has a single exon. Gene Ontology annotation, cellular component: U4/U6 x U5 tri-snRNP complex; spliceosomal complex; U5 snRNP.
AUGUCCUACACGCUUCCGCAUCUAGAGAACGGCUGGCAGGUGGACCAGGCCAUCCUUUCCGAGGACAACCGCAUCGUCGUCAUUCGCUUUGGACACGACUGGGAUCCCACCUGCAUGAGAAUGGACGAGGUUCUCUAUAGAAUCGCCGAGAAGGUCCAGAGAUUUGCCGUGAUCUAUCUGGUCGAUAUCACCGAGGUGCCUUGCUUCAACCAAAUGUAUGAGCUUUACGAUCCCUGCACCGUCAUGUUCUUCUACAGGAACAAACACAUCCAGAUCGAUCUGGGCACUGGCGACAACAACAAGAUCACCUGGGCCAUCGACGACAAACAGGAGAUGAUCGACAUCGUGGAGACGGUCUACCGAGGGGCGCGCAAGGGCCGGGGGCUCGUCGUGUCUCCGAAGGACUACUGCACCAAGCACAGAUACUGA